Messenger RNA from Lindgomyces ingoldianus, 1148 nucleotides. RefSeq lists its product as uncharacterized. NCBI's taxonomy places the organism in Eukaryota, Fungi, Ascomycota, Dothideomycetes, Pleosporales, Lindgomycetaceae. The record is from RefSeq and is a predicted model, not a curated record. The transcript has a single exon. The coding region runs from base 283 to 1137 and encodes 284 amino acids.
CUUUCACUUAGGUCGAAGUGUUUCUCCUACCCUUCCUCGCUGCCUCUCUCACGUUCUUGAAAUCUAUCGCGAACGAGAAAAUCCAGGGUAAAACCUACCCACAAACUUUAUUCGCACUGUGAGACAACUAGCUCUUCACGACACCGCUUUCCACCAAAGAAAACCUCACCUCCGAUGGCAACCAGAGAAUUGUCAGGUCUAGGUCAAAUCACUUCCGUGCCAACACUGGACGAAGCAGCAGCCCUCUCUGCUCCUGGUGAACCUCCGAUGAAGCCCGCCAAAAUGCCAGUUGGGGAGUGCUUCUUACUAGAUAAACUACCGCCAGAGCUUCGUUUGGCAGUGUACGAGGAGCUCCUCCUUGCAGAUGAACCUAUCCGGGGUCGAGUCUCCAGAAAGGAGAAGAAGUACGGAUUGUCCCCUGCUAUUCUCGCCGUCAGCCGCCAGAUCUACGAUGAAGCGCAUCAAGUGUUCUUUGGCAAAAACACCUUCGUGAUCACGAGCAUCCCAGAGGAUAUAAACACCGAGGCCUCCAAAGAAUCUUCCCCCGAAGCCAAGAUCAAAGCUCUUGGUCGCUUCGACCCCCCACUUCAUCCCGUACGCUGGUUGUCCAUCCGCCAUCUCACCAUUGACCUCCUCUACUACCCCGCCAAAGCCUCAACUUCCGCUCCAAGACUCGAGUCCUUCAAACUCCAUGAAGAUCCCGCCGCUGUUGUCUACAUCUCCAACGUAGUCUCCGUCCUUCGGGUCAGCGGCCCAAAACUCAAAUCCUUCAAACUAGCCGCUUCAGUCAACCACCAUUUCUGCGCGCGCCGCUCGCUGAUCUCGUUCUGUGUCUGCGAUCGUGACAGAGACUUUGUUUCCGCGUUAGCUGCAGUCCCGCUGAAGAAAAUGCCGUUUCACUUUGACUUUGCGGAGAGCUACUAUCAUACCGAGUUGCGCCCGAAUGUCUUUGUGACGAGGAGUAUCUUGUUGCUCGCGUGCCAGGUCAUGUUUUGCCAGAGCCAGGUCAAGAUUGAUCGUAUGCUGGCUAUGUUUGAGAAUGGGGUGCUAAAGCCAGAGAGUGGGGUUAAAGAGAAAAUGGAUCUGGCGCCAUAUUUGGAGCGAAAAGUCCAGAGUGUGGCUUUGAAGGCGGAUUGACCGGGUUUGAG